This is a messenger RNA of Pygocentrus nattereri (red-bellied piranha), 1352 nucleotides long. It is a transcript of the gene dffb, whose product is annotated as DNA fragmentation factor, beta polypeptide (caspase-activated DNase). Gene Ontology annotation, molecular function: DNA endonuclease activity. Gene Ontology annotation, biological process: apoptotic DNA fragmentation; apoptotic process. Lineage: Eukaryota; Metazoa; Chordata; Actinopteri; Characiformes; Serrasalmidae. Gene Ontology annotation, cellular component: cytoplasm; nucleus. The transcript has 7 exons. The coding region runs from base 16 to 1140 and encodes 374 amino acids. The record is from RefSeq and is a predicted model, not a curated record.
GCGCCGUAUGUAAAUAUGGCGGUGGUUGUAGUUCCAGUGGACACCGGGAGGUGGCAGCACCAGCGGUUUCGGUUCAGUCUUCCGUAUCAGCCAAAGAACAGUUGGAGCCGGAGAGCCAGAAUGCCGAGACGAGAAAUAAAAGAAGAAAAGACGAAACUUUUUAAAAUCAGGAGAACAGGAGAGUCUAAAAAGUUUGGAGUAGCAGCGUCGACCCUGAAAGAGCUGAUCAAGAAAGGAUGCGAUGUAUUUCAGGUGUCUCCGUCCAGGGCGCAGUGCUGUCUGUACGAGGACGGGACGCUGUUAACAGAAGAGUAUUUCCUACAUGUUCCUCAGAACUCAGAGGUGGUCCUGCUCUCUGCUGGGCAGAGCUGGAGCGGCGCUGUGGUUUAUGACCUUGGCCAGGUGCUGUGUUUGGACAGACAUGCAGACGAGCUCAUCAGGGCAGCCAAGAGCCUGCUGCAGGAUGAUGAAGAGCUUCCUGCUAAAAGAAGAAAACUCCUGGGGGAUCUCUUGUGCAAUCUGAAAGACAAGGCAGAUCUGGAGGGCAGAGCAGAUGAUGAGGAAUGGUUUGAAGGGAUUGACACAAGGUUUAAGACCAAGUCAGCAUAUAUGAAAUACAACUGUGAACAAAGGAUACGGGGGUACCUGAAAGAGGUGGAUGGUCAUGCUCAGGCUAUUCAGAGUGUGAGGACGAAAGGUGAAUAUAAGAAGGUGGUGGCGAGCAUGGCCGAAAAGCUGAAAUCUGUGCGUUAUAAUGGCAAUUACUUUGAUAGGACGGAGAAUGGGCUACAUCGACUCUGCACUAAAGAAGGCUGGUUCUCUUGUCAGGGUGCUUUUGAUCAAGAGAAGUGCGAGUCUCUGCAUUCAAUAAAUCCAUACGGCAACCGUGAGAGCAGAAUACUCUUCAGCACCUGGAAUCUGGACCACAGAAUUGAGAAGAAGAGAACAAUCAUACCGACUCUUGUUGAAGCACUUCAUGCUAAGAAGAGCAGCGACAUAAACCUGGACUAUUUCUACAAACUGCUGUUCACUCGAGAAAACCUUAAACUGGUUCACAUUGUCUGCCACAAAAAAGGGGCUCAUGAUCUAACAUGUGAUUCACGCCAAGUGUACAAACGGGCCAAGAAGACUCAGAAGUGAACUGACAUGCAAUAUAAUCACCUCAUGGAUUCAAUAGAUGGCAUUUAUAAGAACAAAAAACAGGUACAUUUCAGGUAUAUAUAUAUAUAUUUUUUUUUAUAUAAAUUAUGAAUUAUUUUUUCAUAAUGACUUGUGAUUAUUUAAUUGGCCAGUACUUUUUAAAACAUUUUAUUAUUAUUUUUUUUUACUUUUACAUGGAGUUUGUGUGCACU